Messenger RNA from Closterium sp. Naga37s-1, 1008 nucleotides. Lineage: Eukaryota; Viridiplantae; Streptophyta; Zygnematophyceae; Desmidiales; Closteriaceae. The record is from the annotation of a GenBank genome assembly.
AUGGCGGACUGGGAUCUCGACCCUGCUGCGUUGUUCGGCGACAAGGACGGCGACGAUGACGAAAUUCCUCAAGACUAUUCCGACGGCAAGGAACUGGUGGUGUUCCUCAUAGACGCAGGACCGGAUAUGUUCCUGCCUUACCACGACGAUGAGGAAGAGGUUGAGGCAGGAGCUAGCUUAGGUACUCAAACCAGUGCGGCCAGCUCAGAGAGGCAGAGAGGAGGGGAGGAGGGCACGGGAGGUGCCGGCGAGAGGACGUAUUUCGAGGAGGUGGUGCGAGCGCUGGUGGGUGACCUAAAGACAAGAAUCAUUUCCCGGGAGAGCGACCUCGUCUCGAUUGCUUUCUUCAACACGCGCACGAAGCAAAAUGUACAAUCGGCAGAGGGCGUGUUUGUGUUUCAGGACAACCAGCAGACGUCAGCACAGCUCAUCAGAGACUUUUCCAACCUUCCAGAGACGUUUGAGAAAGAUAUUGGGUCGGGAAACUGGUUGAGGGGGAAGGUGAAGCCCCACGACAACCCAAUCUCAAAUGCCCUGUGGGUCGUGCAAGGGCUUCUGCGCACUGGAUCCACGUCACAGGAGGUGCUGAAGAACGUGCUUCUCUUCACCAAUGACGAUGACCCCUUUGGAGCCAUCUCCAACGAGGGAGUGCGGAGCGACAUGCGGCGCACCACCAUACAGAAGGCCAAGGAUGCACGGGGACUGGGCAUUCAGAUUGACCUCUUUCCUCUCAGCCGCCCGGGGGAGAAGUUCAACUCCAACAUCUUCUAUGCGGACAUGCUAGGUGUUGAUGAUUCACAGCGAGUGGGCUUCCAACCAGAGGAGCACAGGCUGAGCGACCUGCAGCAGCGGCUGCGCAAGAAGGUGUAUCGGCGGCGAAUGGUGAAGCGAAUCAUGUUCUCCGUGCUGCCUCACCUCCACAUCGCCCUCUCCUCCUACGCUCUCAUCCGCCCUGCCAAGAUCCAGAAGCAAGUGUAUGUGAGGGCGGUGGACAAUCGCACUGUGAAG